Messenger RNA from Ectocarpus sp. CCAP 1310/34, 466 nucleotides. Lineage: Eukaryota; Phaeophyceae; Ectocarpales; Ectocarpaceae. The record is from the annotation of a GenBank genome assembly.
GGAGCAGGCGGAUCUUGAGUCGGAAUGGCGCUUUCGGUCUGUCGAAGAGCUCCCGGCCAUAUCGCCUGAGGCAUGCCCACGCUCCUCUGCUCCUGUAGAUCAUCUCCCGGGUGAGGUCGCCAUGUUCGUUGACGAGGCCACCGAGGUACCGGAACUCGGUCGUCUGGGCGUAUUUCUGUCCCGCGGCUUCGAUGGUCAGCGGUGGAGGCGGGGGGGGCUGUGAUGUUGUAGUCGGCUUGUCCUUCGCGCGCAUCAGGAGCGUCUCCCUCUUCUUCUCCGACACCGUUAGCCCGAACUCCCCGAACACCCCAACGAUGAUGGUCAUUAUUCUCGUCAGCCCUUCUGCAGACCUCGAUACGAGGCCGGCAUCAUCGGCAUGCAGAAUCACCCAUACUGCCCUCCGAACUCGCUCAAGGGGUGUUUCCUUCCCCCCCCCGCUUCCGUCUUCCCCUCCUCCAAGCACACC